Drosophila busckii is the source of this 4490-nucleotide messenger RNA. RefSeq names its product small G protein signaling modulator 1 (gene tbc). The record is from RefSeq and is a predicted model, not a curated record. The coding region runs from base 102 to 3482 and encodes 1126 amino acids. The transcript is spliced from 8 exons. Gene Ontology annotation, molecular function: GTPase activator activity. NCBI's taxonomy places the organism in Eukaryota, Metazoa, Arthropoda, Insecta, Diptera, Drosophilidae. Gene Ontology annotation, biological process: activation of GTPase activity.
ACACACACACAUACCACACAUAUAUAUAAAGACAUUUUACGCGCGCGUGUGUAAAACGUUAAAAAGCUUCGCACAGCUUUGCAGCCAAAAACAACAAAAAAAUGGUGCAAACAAAUGCAGACGAUUUCAAGGAACGGCUCAUUGCGAGCGUCAAAAAGGAAGUGAAGCAGUUGAUGGAGGAGGCGGUUACCAAGAAAUAUGUGCACGAGGAAAGCAGCUCGGUUACCUCGCUCUGUGCCGCCGUCGAGGCUUGCCUCAGUCAGGGACUGCGUCGACGUGCGCUUGGUUUGUUCAAGACCUCUUCGACCACAGCCCUGUUGCAUAAGAUAGCCAAGACCUGUCCCGAGGCAGAGCACAUCAGUAAGCUAGUGCAGGAGAUUGAGUCAUGUGAUCCCAACAAGCGUUCGUCCUCGAGCAGCGACAGCUUCAAUCGCCCGCCGAUGCUCAAGAAAGGCAGCAACAGUUCUAUGUGCAGUACAAGUGUGGCCGCUGGUGUUUGUAGCUCCAUGAGCAGCACAGUGGGCGCAACAGUUAGCACCAGCAACUCUAGCAUGUCAUUAGCCAGCAUGAAAUAUCUGUGGAUACGCUUGGCACUUUAUGAGAAACGCUUGACCAAGAUCAUAGAGUAUUUGGUUUGCAAUGCCCAGAGCUACUACGAUCGUGAUGCGCUCGUGGCGGACGCGGAUUAUGGCUCUAUAUUAAGCUCGCUGCUGGUGGGUCCGUGUGCGCUCGAGUUUACGCGCGCCAAGACCGCCGAUCACUACUGGACAGAUCCGCAUGCAGAUGAGCUGGUGCAGCGUCAUCGCAUUAGCUGCCGUCGCUCCUCGUCCACGUGCACUCGGCCACCAAUUAUAAACUUUAAGCGCAGUCUAAAUACCAGCUCGGAUGAGGCGAGCAACGGCAGCUUUAAGUCAAUUGCAUCGGCCACUGUGGCCAAGGACUAUGUGGAGUCGCUGCAUCAGAAUGCCAAGGCAACGCUGCUCUAUGGCAAGAACAACGUACAUGUGCAGCCCAAAGAUGUGGCCGAGCUCAUGCCAGGCUAUCUCAGUCUGCAUCAAAAUAUACAGACACUUACCAUCAAAUGGACGCCCAAUCAGCUGAUGAAUGGCUAUAACGAGGCCGAGGAUGAGGACAUUGACAAGGAAGUUUUCUGGGCCUAUGCGCUCAAUAUAAAUGUCGAUGACAUUGUCUAUGUGCACUGCCAUCAAAGUCGCGGCGAGGACAGCGGCGGCACAGUUAUACUCGUCAGCCAGGAUGGUGUACAGCGUCCGCCCAUUCAUUUUCCCGAGGGCGGUCAUAUGCAGCAGUUUCUUAGCUGCCUGGAGACGGGCCUGCUGCCUCAUGGCCAGUUGGAUCCGCCACUCUGGUCCCAGCGCGGCAUUGGCAAGAUGUUCCUUUGGCCGAAGAGCAUGCGUCGACGCAUUCUGCCCUCAGUCAUGGAAUCUGUGGAUGAAACACCCAUCGAUUAUGUCUUUCGCAUUGUUAGCAAGAGCAAACACGAGGAAUUUGCUGCCACGCAUUCCAUACUGGACUUCGUACGCAGCACACCACGACGCGCUCAGCUGAGCAGCUGCUCCACGUCGACCACAGGCAGCAGCGACUGCUCCAAUAAGAGCCUAUCCAUUGACCAGUAUCCGCUGGAGUCGCCGUUGCUGCAGCAGCAUAAUCAGAGCACCAGCAUUGAGAUGGUCUGCUCCACAAUGCGACGCCAGAUUAUCUCGCGCGCCUUUUACGGCUGGCUGGCCUACUGCCGCCAUCUAUCCACUGUGCGCACGCAUCUUUCCGGACUCGUGCAUGGACGUAUAACCCCAGAGAUGAAAGCCGAUGAGGAAGGGCUCACCAAAGAGCGCUGGGAGCGUCUGAAUGCAGAGGGAACACUCAGCAAUUCCACCGAGUUCUACCGCUUGGUUUACUUUGGAGGCGUGCAGCCGGAGCUGCGCAAGGAGGUCUGGCCUUAUCUGCUGGGCCACUAUGCUUUUGGCAGCACAAAGGAGGAGCGUGUGAAGCAGGACGACACCUGCAAGCAUUACUAUGAGACAACCAUGAGCGAGUGGCUGGCAGUGGAUGCCAUUGUGCAGCAGCGCGAAAAGGAGAAGACAGCGCGUGCGGUGGCCAAGCUGAGCUCGGGCAGCACUAGCGGCAAUGAGCGCACCGUGCGUGCAGCGGAUGUGGAAUCGGGUGGCGAGCUGGAGAACGAGGUGUUUGAGGAUAUCUCAGAUAUAUCCGAUCCCGGUGACCUGGAGUUUGAUGAUGAGCAGCGACAGCAGCAACAUUUUCAGCAACAGGAGGCGGUAAGUACCACGCAUCUGAGCGUUAAGCCCAUACCGCGUACCAUGAAAACCAGCACAGACUCUGGCCAUGUAGAGGAGAAUCUUGAGGAGCUGGAUGAAGAAGAGGAACAGCAACAGCAGCAGGAGCAACAGACAACCGUUAAGGAGCAGGCAAAGCCUAAAGAGCUACCACCCAGCUGCUCAACCUCGACCACGUCCUCCUAUGAGACAGUGGGUGGUGCAGCACAGCCAAGCGACAUGCGCGGCGUGCUCAGUCCCGAAUAUUUGAGUGCCGAUGAUCUGCAAGCACAGCUGCCCGAGGAUGAGGAGGCCAGCAAAUUGCCACAGCAGGCAGCUGUCAUUGUAACCAAUGCCUCCAUAGAUAUUGCCAAUUGGGAGCGUAGUUCCAAGGCAGAAGCCAAUGAACAAAUGCCUACGCUCACGGAGCAACAGGACACAGCCACGACCAAUCUCGACUCUCUGCAGCAGCCCAAGUCAGCUUGCGCUUCACCAGCCAGCUCCAAUGGCGGUGUUUAUAGUAGCGAAUUGUUAGAGCAGUUUGGAUUGAAUCUGCAUCGCAUUGAGAAGGAUGUGCAGCGUUGCGAUCGCAACUAUUCGUACUUUGCCAAUGAGAAUCUGGACAAGCUGCGCAAUGUGAUAUCGACAUAUGUGUGGGAGCAUCUGGACAUUGGUUACAUGCAGGGCAUGUGCGAUCUUGUGGCCCCGCUGCUGGUCAUCUUUGAUGACGAGUCGCUCAGCUACAGCUGCUUCUGCAAGCUCAUGGAGCGCAUGAUUGAGAACUUUCCCAGCGGUGGCGCCAUGGACAUGCAUUUUGCCAAUAUGCGCUCGCUUAUUCAAAUACUCGACUCGGAGAUGUACGAUCUGAUGGACUCGAAUGGGGACUACACGCACUUUUACUUCUGUUACCGCUGGUUCCUCUUGGACUUCAAGCGUGAGCUUGUCUAUGACGAUGUCUUUGCCACCUGGGAGGUCAUCUGGGCGGCCAAGCACAUUGCCUCCGGUCACUUUGUGCUCUUCCUUGCAUUGGCGUUGCUCGAGACCUACCGCGACAUUAUUCUAUCCAAUAGCAUGGACUUUACCGAUGUCAUCAAGUUCUUUAAUGAAAUGGCCGAGAGACACAAUGCACAGGCAGUGUUGCAACUGGCACGCAGUCUGGUGCUGCAGCUGCAAAUGAUCAUUGAGAACAAGUAACUAGAUGAUUAGCCAGUUAGAAUAUGAACCAAGAAAUAUAGAUCAAAAUACAAAUACAAUAUGUAUACAAUAUUGUAGCUUUAGCAGCUUAAAAAUGUUUGCCAAAAGACAAAAGAAAACAGUAAAUAUUAAAAUACAUAUACAAAUUCUCCCAAGCGGCACAAAUUUAUAUAUAAAGUAUAUGAAUAUAAAUAUGUAGAGUGAUUAGCUUAGCGCAAUGCGCUUGCAAAGUUUGCUGAAUGUCAACAAUGUGCUUAAAGCUUUGCUAUGCGUGCUUGCAAGCGCAUUAUGCUUUAUUCAUAUUACUCCAUGUGUAUUAGACUAUAAUUUUUGACUUUAAAGUAUUUGUUAUUUAACUUUAAACUAACUAUAAACCCUAACUGUAAUGUGUAACAGUAACUUGGACUGUUUUAUGACUUAAAAAAUUGUAUGUACCUAUACAUGUGUGUAUAUGUUUUAUUGCCCAACAAUUUAUUUAAAGCUGGGCUCCUCCCAAUCCUCGCCCCUCCCGAACUGUAAAAGACUAUAAUGUAAAGUAUAUCAAUGUUUCAGACUAAAUAACAUAUUUUUUUCAAACAUUUUAACAAACAUUUUAUAUAUAUAGAUACAAACAUAUAUAACUUUGUAGUGCAUAGCAAAAUAUCAAAUGUUAAAUAAACAAAGAGCCUACAUAUGUCUACUAAUUGUAUUAUUUACAAUUUACAAUAUAAAAUCUAUGUAUACUGAGUGUAACAAUCAUUUUAUAUACAUAUAUAUUAGCCAAACUGUUGUGCAUUGAAAUCAGGGAUUGAUACCAUAAUCAAAAAAGAUCAACGACAAUUGUUAAAUUGAGAAAUAAUAUUGAAAUGGAAAACCCCACAAAAAGUUGCAGGCACACAACAAAAACAAAUGAAAUGUAUGGAAUUUUAAUUUAUUUUAUGCUAGAACUACACUUGUCCUAUGUAUGUACCUAUGUCUGUAUAAUAUGUACUAUAACUGAACUAUCUUUGCUAAAUAUUAUAAAAUAUA